AUGAUUUGCAAGACCCACUGCGACCACAUCUUCGGCGGGGAGGUCUGGCUCAGAGUGCGGAGCCAGAUGGGCGGCAGCCCCGCCGAGUCGGUGGACGCCUGUACCACGCCACCAUCGACAGGCGACUCCAGGAAGGCCAGCGAGCUGGUCUGCCAGGAGCAGGCGAUGCUGACGGAUUUCGCCAGGGCUGCCAGCCGCCCAGCCGCCCACCAGGCGCCGCGAGCCCUGGGCGCGCCGCCGGGCGAGCCAGGCGCACGCCUCGCCAGGGCGCUGCUGGACAAGCCGCUGGCGCUCGGAGCGGAGCGGGCGUUGGCGGCCAAGGAGGCGGAGGCGCCCGCCUCGCAGCGCCACGCCGGCGCCGAGGCCGUGGCAGGGCAGGCGGCAGGCGCGGCGAGGCGGCUCCGGCCGCGGGCGGCCGCGCCAGACACCCGACGGCACGAGGCUCGAGCUUCGAGGCUGGACGAUAUCACGGAUCAGGUGUCCUUGCUGAACGUUUGGCCAGCAGCCGAGCCCGCGGCGGCCAGCGGCGCCCCGCGCAGCGCGGCCGCGCCCGAGGCCGAGGCGCCGGCCGCGCCGGCCGACGGCAGGCCCGCCGCGGCGGCGCCGCCGGGCGCGGCCGAGCUCGUGGCCCCCGCCGGGCCCGCGGCGGCAGCCGGCGGCGCCCGCCGCCCCGAGGCCGCGGCCGAGGCCGCGGCGGCGGCGGCCGAGGGAGCUCCCGCCGAGCCCGCCGUGGCCGAGGGGGGGCCCGCCGCGGGCGGCGCGGAGCACACCACGGGCCCUGCCAUGGCGCCGCUGGCGCCCCUCGCGCCAGCAGCUGUCGACGAGGAGGGGCCUCCCGGAGAGCCGGCCGAUGCCCCCGCCACGCCCCGGGCCGCGGCCGCGGCCGCCGCGCCCGCGUCGCCAGAGAGGGCGGACCGCGCGCCCACGUCGCCGGACAAGGUUGCGCUACAUCCGGUGCAGGAGAGAACAUCGGCGACACCUAGGUCGGAUCCGUUCGAAGGUGAGCCCUCGACAUCGUGGAAGCGAAAAAUGAGACGUCUGAGACUUGCGGCGCACCGUCAAGCUGCGAUUGACUUCUCUCACUUGGACCGCCCUGCGCCGGUCAUUGUUCUAAGCACUAAACAUAAUGCGGCCUGUCCACAGGAGGGUUCGCACGAUAUUGCUUCUGUUCGUUCUUCUUCUAUGGCCGACGAUAUUUCGCAGGAUAUUGCUGUGCGCGACGACGCUGAGGAGGUGGUUAAGGAGACUGUUGUCCAUGAUCGUUCGCAUGAUAGUUCUCAGGAUAGAAGCGUUAAGGAGACUGCUUCACAGGAAUUUCCUUCGCUUGAUCUCUGCGGUGAGUUACUGGCAUGUGAUAGCAGGUCGGGGCAGGAUGCUGUCCUUGAGGGGCCCCUGAGGCAGACCCUAAAGGCCCAGGAUGUUGAUCAUGAGGCUUCUGGUUAUCAGAGGCCCCGUGUACUCGCUUCACGUUUGCUAUCUUCCCAGACGUGUGCUGACCAGAGCUCUUCAUCUAGGCGUGUCCUGUUUGAUGAUCGGUCUUCAGUGGUUUGGUAUGAGAUACCCCUUCAAGCGAGCCUGAGACCCAUAUCGAGGCGGAGACCCAUGGAGGGUUCGCAGGUUAUUGCUCCUGUUCGUUCUCCUUUCGCGGCCGCGGAUACUGCUCCACGUGAUGUGACUCCGUGUGAUAUUUCGCCUGAGGUAGCAUUGCACAAUGACGUUGAGGAGACCGUGUUGCAUGAUUUUGUUUUCUUGUGAUGUUUGUGUUCGUUGUUUUUUGUGGCCGCUGGUACUUCGCACGAUUUUGCUUCGCGUGAUGUUUUGUCGCAUGACAGUUUGUCUGACUUCUCUUUGCGCGAGGACGUUGACGAGACCGUGUUGCAUGAUAUUGUUUCGCUUGGUGCUGCUGGUGGUUCAUCGAGUUCAGCAGGUCUUCUCUCAGAGUGGGAGGAGAUGUGGAUGCAUCAGACGGAGGCGGUCUUAGCAGCGGUGAUGCGGUGGAGGUCCAAGAUAGAGGAUGCUGUGAGUGCAGAAGGCUCUCACGACGGUCGAGAACAUGAUAAUAGAGGUUCAGAAUCGGCAGGUUGCUCAGGAUACCGUCUAAUUCAUGCAAGUCUGUCAUUAUCCAGGUAAACGUUCAUGAUGACAGCGAGACAUUCGAUUCAAAGUUCAAUGGCAUGAGACGUAGAGCUGGUGUUGUGGGCCCCCAUGCUGUGGAGAUGGGGUGGUCUCAUGCUGUGUUGUACUCUACCAAAGUCACGCAAGUUUUCGAUGAUGACAAGGAGGUCGUUUCAAUCAUUAUGAUUUGUUACUUGGUGCCUCAAAGUAGGUCACUCGUAGCUCUGAUCGACAGUGCAGCUGCCUCAAAGCAGGUCGCUUGGAUGUGAUCUCAUAUGCUUUGUAUAUACAUGUUCCUCAGGAAGGUCGCUUGUACUUGAAGGUCGUUUUCCUGGCUCAUUGAAGCCUGCUCGCUGCCCGAUGAGGGCCUGGUUCGCGAGAACCUCAAGACGGCCCAAGAUGGUCCCAAA
Molecule: messenger RNA, 2525 nt
Organism: Prorocentrum cordatum
Lineage: Eukaryota; Dinophyceae; Prorocentrales; Prorocentraceae
Source: the annotation of a GenBank genome assembly